CGUGUGUCGUUGGCAGUGUGAAAGUUCACAGGGCAUGCAAGGGUCGUGUUUUUAGCGAGCUAUGGCUGCCUUGAGUUGGUUAACUUGCAGACAGCUGCCGCGGAUUGCAUCUCAGUUCGCUCGGGUUGUGAAGCACGUCAGGCCGCAGUACCUCGGGGGACUGCGGGUGAGGGGAGUCCACGGGUCGUCGCGGAAAUGGGUGGUUGAGAAGGGGCCAUGGGACAAGGCUCGGAUGCCAGAGUAUCAUCAGCUGACAGAACUCGAUAAGGCGGAUGCCUUGAUGCUGAGAAAGUCCCACGAAACCGGGUUCCUGUCUUGGUUCCGUAACGGACUCCUGGCCACCGGGAUCGGGGUCAUCGCUUUCGUCCAGAGUGACGUGGGACGAGAGGCAGGAUAUGCCUUCUUCAUCCUGGGUGGUGUGUGUGUAUCGUUCGGCGGGGUAUCCUACGUGGGCAGCCUGUUUUCCCUGAGGAGGAUGAUGCUUCUCUCCCUGCCUGCCGUGCUGCUGAAUGUUGCUGUGGUGAGCAGCAUCGCCCUCUUCUGGCUGUGUGCGGUAUCGCUCUACAUCGGACGCCUGGAGGUGGAGAUUAUACAUGAGGAUGACGAUGACGGAGGGGAGUGUCCAGACUGUCGGGACCGCCGCGACCGCAGCAACCACUCCCAUGGUGAUAGGCACCACGGCAACGACAAAGGCCAAGACAAGUAGAGCGUUUGAGUUGCAAAGGUGACGAGGUGUGUGUUUGUUUCUUUGUGUGUGAGUGAGUGAGUGAGACAGAGAGAGAGGACUGAGAGGGAGUGUGUAUGACACUCAAAGACAUGUGGGAAUAAAGGGGAUCAGUGAAAGGGAUGAUUUGUGUGUUGUUUGGUUCUAUCUUCUGUGAUAGUAGUUUGUGUGUGUGGGUGAUUAUGUGUUAAAUUGCUGUGAUAAAGGGUUAAUUUUAAGUUAAUAAUAUCAGAUGUUAGAAUUUUUUUUUUUUAAGUUUUAUUUUACACAUACACACACAAUCUGUGAGAGUGCCUUGUUUGAGUAUAUUUACUCCUGAUUAUGUUUACUUUAUGAAUCAAAGAGCCCUGUACCAUUACAAAGCCAUACUCUGAGCCAACUCAUGCUGUGUUCACCUAAAUAUGGUUUUGAUUGAUGCUAUUUUUUGCUAUCUAUACAAAGGACUACUUGGAUUCUCUGUAGUCAUCAAUGCUGGUGACAUAGAAUGAGGAGAUGUAGCCUAUAUUGCUGUGUUGAAUGGAUGAAUUUUGUUGAGAAACUAUACCAUUUGUAUAACCUGUAUGGUUAAUGUUUGUCUGAGAUGAUACAGAGUACAUUUAGGUAUUGUUAGCCUGUAGCCUGAUCCACCAUCCUGACCUGACCGCUGCGCUACAGAACAUUAGCUUGCGAGACCUUGAUGGUGGAACGAGGUGAGUUAGUCUCUGGGGUAGAGAUAAUCUGUAUGGAGUUGCAGUGUGAUGUACUUGAUUUCUGCAUGGACUUCUGUACAACUUAUUGUACAUCAUUAGACUUUAUGUAUGUAUGAAUAUGUACAUAAACACAGUUACAAAAUCAAA
This is a messenger RNA of Coregonus clupeaformis (lake whitefish), 1560 nucleotides long. RefSeq names its product transmembrane protein 160 (gene tmem160). The transcript is spliced from 4 exons. Bases 62 to 706 code for a protein of 214 amino acids. NCBI's taxonomy places the organism in Eukaryota, Metazoa, Chordata, Actinopteri, Salmoniformes, Salmonidae. The record is from RefSeq and is a predicted model, not a curated record.